UAGAGGAAAAGGGAGAGAGAGGGAGGGGAAGGAAAAGAGUGAGAGAGGCAGAGAGAAGAAAAGAUACAUAACUUGUGAUUUGACAAAAGAGGGCAGGUACCAGAGGCAGGACGAUGAAGGCCGGCGUGGGACUCUUCUUUGCAUUGGCUCUGUUCCUCCUGAUGGGGGCAGUGUUCACCCAGAGACCUCAGCAAAAGAAGCCCACCAGGCGCCCAGUCACCACCAGGAAGCCUGCUGUCCGCAAGCCUGCUGUCCGCAAGCCUGCUGUCCGCAAGCCUGCUGUACCCAAACAGCCAGAGCCCCAGGAGCCAACAGACUUCCCCCCUCCCAUCCUGGGCCCACCCUCAUCCUUUCCGGACUGCCCCCGAGAAUGUUUAUGCUCCCCGAGCUAUCCCAGUACUCUCAACUGUGAGAACCGUAACAUCCGUACGAUCCCUGUCAUCCCAUCUAGAACCCACUACUUGUACCUGCAGAACAACUACAUCGCAGAAGUGACGGCAGAGCCGUUCCUCAACGCCACUGAGCUUCGCUGGGUCAAUUUGGCAAAUAACCGCAUUCACAGAAUAGAGAAAAAGGUAUUUGAGAAGAUCCCAGCACUGCUAUACCUCUAUGUGCAACGUAACAACCUGAAAGAGGUCCCUUCUGGUCUCCCAGCAAGUCUAGAACAACUCCGCCUUAGUAGAAAUCGCAUUUCUAAGAUCCCUGCUGGUGCCUUCAACAAGAUGGGUAACCUGACACUGCUCGACCUGUACCACAACCAGCUGAGUGACAGUGACCUGGAAAAGAACAUAUUCAGGGACCUAAAGAGCCUCAUGCAGCUCAAUCUGGCUCACAACGUCCUGAAAAAGAUGCCUGCUGGCAUACCUAAUAGCCUCAUUCAGCUUUUCCUGGACAGGAACCACAUAGACGACGUCCCAAAAGACUACUUCAAAGGCUUGAACCACCUGGCGUUUGUGAGGCUGAACUACAACCAGCUGAGUGAUAAAGGACUUCCUAAGGAUGUGUUCAACAUUACCACCCUGCUGGACCUGCAACUGUCCCACAACCAGAUUGCGUCUGUUCCUCUCUUCAACAAUCACCUGGAGCACCUGCACCUAGACCACAACUCCAUCGAGAGCAUCAAUGGCACCCAGAUCUGUCCAAACAGCCUGCAGGCCGAACUGAGCGAUCAGACUCUGGUGCCAAGACUAAGGUACCUGCGUUUGGACGGAAAUCACCUCAGCCCCCCCAUCCCUCUGGAUGUCAUCAUGUGCUUCAGACACCUCAGCUCCAUUGUCAUUUAGGUGAACUGCCUAAAGGCCUGAGGUUAUGCAUGUACGCGCGCACACAAACAACACACAUACAGUAUACACACACAAGUACACACAGUGUGCAAACUGAAAUAAGGGCAGAGAGGGACGAAAUAAAUGUUAAAAAACUGUAAAGCUUUGAUAGUUCAACUUACAUUGUUUCCAGAUUCUACAUUUUAGUAUUUUUUUGUUUAUAGAAAUACAAUGCAAAAAAAAAAAUAGAAUGAGUAAAGCCUGAAAAUACAGGUACAUUGACAGACAUGCUACACAUAUGGAGGGUAGUUACGUUCACUAGCAGAUGUGACCAGUUAGAGAGGCCACCAAGGAUAACAAACAGACCUGCAGUGGAUGUCAGAAGAACCAGUUUUAAACAUAACUACCAUGUAGUUGAAACUGUCCCAAAUGUGCCUGUGGUUUUCAAGGUACUCCAUGUAAAAAUGUCAUUUUUAUUCUUUU
Molecule: messenger RNA, 1745 nt
Organism: Anoplopoma fimbria (sablefish)
Lineage: Eukaryota; Metazoa; Chordata; Actinopteri; Perciformes; Anoplopomatidae
Gene: prelp
Product: proline/arginine-rich end leucine-rich repeat protein
Exons: 7
Coding region: 114-1283 (389 amino acids)
Molecular function (GO): protein binding
Source: RefSeq, a predicted model, not a curated record